Messenger RNA from Carica papaya (papaya), 2224 nucleotides. The record is from RefSeq and is a predicted model, not a curated record. NCBI's taxonomy places the organism in Eukaryota, Viridiplantae, Streptophyta, Magnoliopsida, Brassicales, Caricaceae.
AGAAAUGGGUGUGGUCCCUCUGUCUUCUUCAGCUCUGCUUCCAGUGCUGCUGCGAUUUUGCUGCUCGCUUGGUGCCUUUGGAGUUUAAUGGUCUAUCCAGAUGAUUUCAAGACUUGUGUGCUCGUCUGAUGUUUAAUCGUCCGAUCAACGAUUUUGAGACGCUUAUGACAAUACUAUCAGCAACUCCUCCUUUAUGGAUCCCCGAAGAUGACCUGUUGUUGAAGAACGCCGUUGAAGCUGGUGCUUCUUUGGAAGCACUUGCUAAAGGGGCAGUUCAAUUCUCCCGCAAGUUUUCCGUUCAAGAGUUGCAAGAGCGAUGGCAUUCCCUUCUUUAUGAUCCUGACAUUUCAGCUGAAGCUUCUGCUCGAAUGUUUGAGUUAGAACUUUCAGCUUCUAGCAUUACACCAAAGUUAAGUUCAUCUGGAAGUUCUAGUAGAAAUAUGGAAGUUCCUUCAAAAAGGAAAUUCGAAAGCAUACGUAGUCUGUACCAUGCUAUGAGGAAGAAAACUUGCAGUCAACCUUCUAAUUUACAUGGUCUUAAUGUUCUUGGUUCAUCAGUCGCUAAUGCCUGCCUUGGUUAUGGAAGUGGUUUUCAGGAGCGUUUGCAACCUCAUAAUGAUAGUGCGAUUGGAGAUGUUAUUCAUAACCAAUUUGGUCUUAAGGAUAUUGGGGUUGAUAUCUUGUGUGAUCCAACCCAAGAUCCUACUUUGGAAAGAAGUGCAAGGAUUGAAUUCUCUCGUACAGUUUCAUCCUUAUCGGAUAAAGAAAUGAUUAUGCAUGGCACAUUUGAACACACUAAUGAACAUGGAGAUUCUACUCAUGUUCUUGAGAAAAGUUUAGUCCAAUUUGGGAAUGGCUCAGGUAUUGAGAUAAUUGGGCCCUCUGGUCCAAUGCCAGAUGGUAUGGGAUAUUCAUCCCCACAACCUGGCUUGCCUCUCUGGAAAUCAGUUGAGGACAUUUCUGCACCUAUAAUGCCAGGUGACAUGAUUGGUGAAAACGUAGGUCCGCGUGUGGAAGAGAAAAUGAUCAAUCCUGAUAAUAUGGGUGGAGCGAAAAUAAAUCCAUCUGAGUAUGACUCCCAUCAGGAAGUAGUCUUGCAGUGCGGACAUAAUGGAGAACUAAGUAGUCUGAAUGCUCUCUCUGAAACUGAUCUUGCAGAUAUCUCAAAUUCUCUUUUAAAUUUUACAAAUGAUGAUGAGCUCACUUGCCUUGAAUCUGAUGGGAAAGAGACAAUAGAUAAUUCUUCUUAUGUUAGCCUUGAUUCACUUUUGGUGACUUCAAAUAAUGUUCAUGAAGAUGAUGGGCAAAACAUUAAAGACAUUCAGGCAUCAGUUUCAGAAACCUGCCUUGCUCAUUCCAAUGAUGCAUUUCCUGCAGAGCUGAAUGUUGUUAUUGAUCAACAGUCAAUGUUGAGGCCUAAGCUCAUUUGUUCUCUAAAACUCCCAGUUUCAAGAUAUCAAAAUGAAGAUACCAAGAGGACAAUCAUAAGAUUGGAGCAGAGUGCUCGAUCUUCUAUGCAAAGAGCGAUUGCAUCUCAAGGUGCACUUGCUGUGUUAUACGGCCGCCAUUCGAAGCAUUACAUUAAGAAGAGCGAGGUCAUUCUAGGCAGAGCAACUAAUGACUUUGAUGUUGAUAUUGACUUGGGAAAAGAAGGCCGGCCCAACAGAAUAUCUCGUCGACAGGCCAUAAUAAAAAUGGAUGACGAGGGGUCCUUCUUUUUGAAGAAUCUCAGCAAGAUUUUAGUUUGCAUUAAUGGCAAAGAUGUUAGUAACGGAGAAAUCACCCCUCUUACCAACAACUGUUUGAUAGAGAUAAGGGGAAUGGGAUUUGUGUUUGAAGUGGACCAGAAAUCCGUGAGGCGUUAUCUGGAAAAGGAUAAACAAGCAAGGAACAACAACUUUGAGUGGUCACAACCAGAGAGAUGAGAGUCCUAUGUAUAAAGGAAAAAAGAAGAUUUUCGUUUAAUUUGCCAUUACCAAUGCCAAGCAUCAGAUGCGGCUGCAUUAUAUAAUAAUAUAUACGAACUACAGAAUCCAUACAAAUGGUAUAGUUGGAGAUAGAUUACACUUUAGUUAUAUGCAGAUAACAUUUGAUCCCUCCGCAAUUUAAAAGCAUUAAGGUAGAGACAAGUUAGUAGGCUGUUUGAGUUUUCUGAGUAAUCUUGGGUCGGGAAUGACCAGUUAUUUCUUUAGUUAGCCUUAAUUCUGAAAGAGUCAAACCAAAA